Molecule: messenger RNA, 2790 nt
Organism: Amphimedon queenslandica
Lineage: Eukaryota; Metazoa; Porifera; Demospongiae; Haplosclerida; Niphatidae
Product: protocadherin Fat 4-like
Exons: 1
Biological process (GO): homophilic cell-cell adhesion
Cellular component (GO): plasma membrane
Molecular function (GO): calcium ion binding
Source: RefSeq, a predicted model, not a curated record
GGACAGCCCCCAGGGCCCGUGGGUAUCGUCAAGGCAACAGAUAAUGACACAGGGAUCAAUGGAGUCAUUCAGUAUGAGCUAAGAAGUGCAGUACCUCCAAACUCUAACUUCAGUGUUGAUCAGAAUGGGACGGUAUACUCCCUCGCUACAGGACUAGAUGCUGAAGCUGUCUCCAUGAAUUACAUGUUAACGAUUGGUGCCUUUAAUCCAGGGGUACCCAAUCAAGAAGGUAUCAUUCAUGUAUUCAUAGCAAUAGAAGAUAUUAAUGACAACAGACCAGUCUUCACUCAAUCAGUGUAUAAUAUAUUACUGAAUGAGACACAGCUAGUACCUCAUUUAGCCCUAGAACUCACUGCUAAUGAUCCAGACAGGAAUGAUCAGGGUAGACUAGUAUACGCCAUCUUGUCUGGUAAUACUGAAGCAACUUUCCAAUUGAGGAACAACGCUGGUAAAGGUGAACUGUAUCUAAGACGUAGCCUUGACUAUGAGAGGUACACCCAGUACAGUCUCUCAGUACAGGUUAGUGAUGGUAUAUACACUGACACUGCUACUGUUAGUGUGCUAGUGAUUAAUGUUGAUGAUGAACCUCCUAUCUUCAGUCAAUCACUGUACACUGCUAGUGUAGUGGAGAACUCACCCGUCGGUACUGUAGUGUUAACUGUUAACGCAACUGAUCUUGAUUCUAACAUGAUUCAAUACGAGUUGAAAGGUCUAGCAGAAGGACGGUUCUCCAUUGAUAAUAACGGAGUGAUCAGGAUCAGUGGAGGGAUAGACCGAGAGGAAUUCCUACCAAGUGAAGAGAUAGUGUUCCUAGUUUUUGCUUAUGGAGGGUCCCUAUCAACAGCUGAUAUCAGUAUUCAUAUUGAUGAUAUUAACGACUACUACCCUCAGUUCCUCUUCGCCCCUUUCUAUGGUACAGCCCCUGAGAACACACCCCCUGGACCCCAAGGACUGUACAUCACUACAGUAAGAGCAGUUGAUCUUGAUAAAGAAGAGAAUGGGACACUGACCUAUUCACUAGUGACCGGGGAACAGGAUGGGUUCAGUAUUGACCCAGUGACCGGGGUCAUUAUCGCUAACAGGACCUUCGACCGGGAGACAACCAGGUUCUUUCAACUGGUAACCAUGGCAACUGAUAACGGAGGUGCGAUACAACUAUCAUCAACAGUAGAAGUGAUAGUAGAGAUCAGUGACCAUAAUGACAACCAGCCCUCAUGGGUAUACCCGUACAUGUAUGCUAGGGUCUAUGAGAAUGAAGCAUUAGGCCAUGUAGUGAUACAACUACCAGCCACUGAUCCUGAUAAUGGAGUCAAUGCUACCGUAUUCUUUACACUCAUCAGUGGGAAUGAUGAUAAUAAGUUUAAUCUUACAGCUAGUACAGGUGAGGUAAGGGUAGCAGGGUCUUUAGACUAUGAGAACCUGGCAGAGAGAAGGUACCUCCUGUACUUCAGUAUAAUGGAUGGAGGGACUCCUCCUUUGAGCAGUCCUAAUGUGGGGGAACUGGAGAUACAUGUGCUUGAUGAUAACGACCAUUCUCCAUUGUUUGAUACUCAUUAUUCUAGCAUCGUACUACCUGAGGAUACUCCAAUUAAUGCCCACCUCAUAACCCUUACUGCUACUGAUACUGAUCAAGGUACUAACAGUUUAUUGAGUUACGGGAUCAGUGACGGUGAUUUGAAUCAUGAUUUUGAUCUGAUAUCUCACUCAAACGGCUCAGUAACACUGAUACUAGCUAGAGUCCUUGAUUUCGAAGCAACAUCAAACUACACACUAUCACUAACAGUAACAGACCAUGGCUACCCUCCACUAACAGACAGAGCUAUCAUUAACAUCACACUAACUGAUGUGAAUGAUGAACCGCCAUUAUUCAGUAGUGAUCAUUUCACUGGCUCUAUAGAAGAGAAUAUGAAUACCCUACCAGUGUCACUGCUGUACACUGGAGCUACUGACCCUGACUCUGAUGAAAUACCUGGUGGACUGAUUGAUAGGUACGAGCUGGUAUGGAGUGAUGAUACUAAUAAUAAUUUCAAUUACAACAAUGGCUGGCUGACUGUAGUACAGUCCCUGGACAGAGAGACCAAAGCCCAGUAUCACUUUAUAGUACAAGCCAUUGAUAACGACCCUAUCUCUCCUCUUAGUAGUACAGCAACCAUUACUGUCACUGUGUUGGACGUGAACGAUCACCCAUCUCAAAAUGGAGGACAGUUACAGGUUCUAAUAAGAGCACAGGAUGUCCGUUUCCCUGCCCAAAAGCUAGGACUAGUCUAUUUCAUUGAUUCUGAUGAUAAUGACACUUUCACUGCCUGCAGUAUAGUAUCAGGUGACAAUCACCUGUUCAACAUUCACUCCAGCAACUGCUCCCUCUACUCUACAGUGUCUGAUUUCCCUGCUGGAGUAUCUUAUGGGAUUGAGGUACGUGGUCAUGAUGGGGUUCAUGAGUUCGUAAUGACGACAGUUUCAAUAAUAAUGCAUAACAUUAGUGUAGUCCCUCCAGUGAGCUCACUGGUCAGUAUCACUCUGAAUGUAUCAGGGGAUCAAUAUCUGGAUCAAUUCAGAUCAAGUAUUGUGAGCGUGAUCAGUGAUACAGUAUCAGUACAAUCAACAUCAUUGAAUAUACUAACAGUACAACAGGGUCACCAUGAUCCAGUUAAUACUGUUGAUCUAUUAUUUGCUGUAAUGAACAGCAAUGGUGUCUUCAUGGAUCCAACAUACAUCAUUAAUAAACUCUACCUGGAGAGGUCCAGUAUCUACUCUAAUCUCUUAUAUUCUCUUCCAGUGGAUGCCUGUAUU